AUGGGUGAUCUGGGAUCAAAAGGAUUUAAAAGUAGACCCCUAGUUUUAACCAUUGAAAACCCACUAUUAACGCAAAUAGACUAUAUCAAUAAUUUUAAAGGUCAUCAGGCAAAACAGCAAGGUGGAAGCACGGAAAAGAAAGCAAAGAAUGACAAACAGUGGUGUCUGGUCUUUUUGGAAAAAAAUAUUGAAAAGAAUAAAACGCAGCUCAUUGGAUUGAAAAGUAAAACAAAAUACACAUUUCGAGUAAGGGUUAUUCAUGAAGGUGAUGAAUGGCCAUAUAGUAAGCAGAGCGAAGUUAUUGAAACUAAAGAAUCAAUGGCCGCAACGCUGGUGGGACAGUCACGGCUGGCAAAACGUGGAACCCCUUCUGUGUACUCUUUGCCAGCAAAAGAAGAUACGAAUGCAAGAAACAGCGAAAAGAAAACAAAGAAGUAUGAGUUAGGUACAAAAGAUAAAGGAUAUAAUCGACGUGAGAAGACAAUCAUGCUUGUAGGGGCUACUGGUACAGGAAAGACAACCCUAGUAGACGGAAUCGUUAACUACGUUCUUGGUGUUAAUCUGGGUGAUCCAUUUCGGUUUACAAUUGUGGAACUAGAGAAAAGUGAAAGAAAUAAGCUGACAAACCAGGCCGAAUCCCAAACGGAGUGGAUCACAUGUUACACGAUAUAUUCCUCCAAAAAUGGCGGACGUUUAGACUUCACACUGACGAUUGUAGAUACGCCAGGAUUUGGAGAUACUCGUGGGAUAGGAUACGACAAGAAAAUAGUUUAUCAAAUCAAACACCUUUUUUCUGAACAAGGUCCCAGGGGUAUUCUGUCACUUGAUGCAAUUUGUUUUUUGAACAAAGCACCUGACGCCCGUCUUACUACUCAACAAAAAUAUGUUUUUCAACAAAUUCUGUCCAUGUUUGGAAAAGACGUGGAAGAAAAUAUCUGUUCACUUAUCACGUUUGCCGACGGUCAAGAACCGCCGGUUUUUCAUUGUUUGAGAGAAUCUAAACUGCCUAUAAAUAAAGAUUUCUGUUUUAACAAUUCGGCUUUGUUUGCUUCAAACGGUACGGAAAGCUCAUCAGGUUUUUCGACAAUGUUUUGGAAUAUGGGUCAUGAAAGUUUCAAAAAAUUCUUUUCUCACAUACAAAAUCUCAAACCAAAAAGUUUAGAGAUGACUAGGAAUGUUCUCCAUGAACGCGAAACUCUAGAAAAUACCAUAGAGAACAUACAGCAGCAGGUGAGUAGUGGCCUUUUUACUAUUUCCAGUCUACGCGAGGAAAUCCGUAUUUUCAGGCAGCACAAAACAGACGCAGAAGAAGCUAUUGGAAUGCUGAAAGAAGACAUGAAGAAUAUGAUGUUGGCCGUGCAAGAAAGAAUGGCAGUUGUCAAACGUUGCAAUGAGCGCUUGAAAGAAAUGGCACUUCGCCCAAAUCCACUAAGUAUGGUUGAAUAUAUCGAUAUUAUGAUAGAAGCUGAAGAGUUUGAACCAAGUAAUGGGUAUAGGGAGCGAAUUACAGAACUGAAAUUCUAUAGAGAAAGAGCUACUACAGACAAAAAAGCAGAACAAUUUCUGGCUAUCAGACUAGAUGAAGAGCUUAAUAUGGAUUAG
Messenger RNA from Mercenaria mercenaria, 1602 nucleotides. RefSeq lists its product as uncharacterized. The record is from RefSeq and is a predicted model, not a curated record. Gene Ontology annotation, molecular function: GTP binding. The coding region runs from base 1 to 1602 and encodes 533 amino acids. Lineage: Eukaryota; Metazoa; Mollusca; Bivalvia; Venerida; Veneridae. The transcript is spliced from 7 exons.